Molecule: messenger RNA, 2524 nt
Organism: Armigeres subalbatus
Lineage: Eukaryota; Metazoa; Arthropoda; Insecta; Diptera; Culicidae
Exons: 2
Coding region: 96-1376 (426 amino acids)
Biological process (GO): DNA integration
Molecular function (GO): nucleic acid binding
Source: RefSeq, a predicted model, not a curated record
GACAAUCGAGGUCUACUACGGAUCGAAAACCAAUACCAAAAACGAGUUCCAUAUACACUUUAAAUCCAUUUCUUGAUGAGCACAAAGUACUGCGGAUGCACGGUAGGAUCAGCGCUUGUGAGUAUGUUACCACUGACACCAAAAACCCAAUAAUCCUUCCUAAGGGCAACCACAUUACCAUGCUGGUUAUAAAAGAUUAUCAUGUCCGUUAUCAUCAUCGAAAUCACGAAACUGUGUUAAACGAGCUGCGUCAAUCAUUCCGCAUCCCAGGAUUACGAGCACUCUACAGAAAAAUUAGAACGAGUUGCCAACUGUGCAAAAAUCAGCGAUCGUAUCCACGCCCACCAUUGAUGGGAGAUUUACCAGAUGCAAGAUUGGCGGCGUAUGCACGACCAUUCUCCUAUAUUGGCAUAGAUUAUUUCGGUCCUUUAGGCGUGCUGGUGGGGCGGAGAAGUGAAAAAAGAUGGGGCGUGCUAAUAACAUGCCUAACAGUGAGAGCAGUGCACUUAGAAAUAGCCCAUUCGUUAAGUGCAGAUUCGUGCAUAAUGGCAAUCCGAAAUUUCAUGGCGAGGCGAGGAGUUCCGAUAAAAAUAUACAGCGACCGUGGCACGAAUUUUGUGGCAACGAAUAAAGAGCUUGAAAAAGCUCUCGAGGACAUGGACCAAGAGCGAGUGAUGAGAGAAAUUAUUAGUCACCAAACUGAAUGGGUAUUCCUCCCUCCUGCUUCCCCACAUAUGGGAGGGGCUUGGGAGCGACUCAUCCAAACAGUGAAGGCGAAUCUACUGCAGAUGAAACCUGGACGAAACCCAACCGAUGAAAUACUACGUAACUGUCUAAUGGAAAUCGAGAAUCUUAUCAACUCACGUCCUUUGACGCACGUUCCUGUGGAUGAGCCGGAUGCACCCGUUCUAACACCGAAUCAUUUCAUCAUGGGAUCAUCGAGUGGACUCAAACCAGCGUUUAGUCUUGACGAUAACUCUGUUGUGUUACGGAGGGCUUGGCGUGCGUCACAAGUAGAAGCGAAUAUUUUUUGGCAACGCUGGUUAAGGGAUUACCUUCCGGAGUUAACAAGACGAACAAAAUGGUUUGACGAUGUUAAACCAAUAGAGGAGAACGAUAUAGUGCUAAUAGUGGAUCCAGCGCUGCCGCGCAACUGCUGGCCUAAAGGACGUGUGAUUGGAGUUAAUCGAGGAAAGGACAACCGUGUAAGGUCAGCUACAAUUCAGACAGUGACCGGCAUCUACGAGCGCCCUGCAACGAAGAUCGCUGUACUUGAUGUUCGAAGCGAUAAGGAUGUAAGCCAGAUGUACGGCGUUACCCGGGGGGAGUGUCACGACCCCUUGGUCGGCGCUUCUCACCAAGGCGAUUACCACUGAUCUACUAUGAUCGUGUAUGUCAUAAAGACAGGCGAAAGAGAUAGAUGACAGUUACGUUAAGGGGAAGACGGGUAAAAAGAAAACAAAUUAAACACAUGUGAAAAGCAGUGAAUUAUGAAAUUUGAUAUUUUCUAAUUAUAUACCUACAAAUAUUAUUUAAAUUCGUUAUUACCGUCGCUAGAGCUACGUAUAGAUAACACAAUAGGGCAGUAUUCUACGGAAUCAAUUGUCGAGCGGAUUGUAAACAAUCUUAGUAAAACCUAAUUGUGAGUUGAAACAAUUAACCUAAAUUAUCUAUUUAUAAUUGAUAUAUGCAUUGAUUGUUAGCGACAAAUUCAAAUAAUUGCACGGAUAAGCGGUCCAUAUUAUAAACGAAGAGUGACGAGAAAGACUAAAUGUGAGUAUUUUUUUUGAAGAUUAUGACACUCAACUGAUCCUCUGUAUUCGUAGGAUAAUUUUAACUCUCGCAAUAAAGGAGAUUAAAAUAACAGAAGACGUCUCGUUAUCUUUCUUGUUGACCAGGAAGUCAACAUAAGUGCAGUGCGUGUUUUAGUCGUCGGGAAAGAAAUAAAGUAUUUUGUGUUCGGUGGCUCAUGCGCAUGUCGCGCGCGGUCGAAAAAAGCGAGUUCUUCAAUAGUUUGCUGUAGCCAUCGAACAAGUGAGUACAGAGUGCUGCGCUUCCGUGCGGUCGUCCAAAAAGCGAAUCUCCUUAGCUUUCAUAUGCCACCGGGCGUGCAUGUUUUUUAACUCGUAUUAGUGUCAUUUCCCAUCCCAUAGAUCGCAUCGCUUACCAAAGUGAAUCCAGAUAAAUUAUCCUUUGUAACUAAGACGAUAUCCUAUCCCAAGACAAUCGUGGAGAUGCAGAGGUAUACUCGGUCUCUAGUAGCAACGAGAGUCGGACUAACAAUCCUUCCAUUCCUAUAUGACCGUAAGGACGUGGCCAGCGCCGUUAUUGACUUUAAAUAUUUGAGCUCCCGAAACGUGUACAUUGAGAAUGGGUAGCUAAUCCCAAGCCCCAUUCAUUGUGUUCUCUGUACAAUUUCGCAAGUUCAGUCAAUCACGGAGUAGCAACUACGAAUUGUGCGGUCAUAAUGCUCAUGAAAUACAAAUAUUAUUGACUAUGCUUUUCUGAAAAAAAAAAAAUCGGG